GCAAAACCACACGAGAGAAAGUGUCGAGAGGUUCUACAUCGAUCACAGGUUGUUCUUCUCAUAUCAAGAAUUGCUGUAAUCAUGCACUCGUCAAUAUCGAGCGUAUUCGUGGCUACUUUUGCUCUUGCUUAUUUUUCCGUCACUUCGGGAUGCUCACAAAAAGCAUGUGUAGGAGUCACAGUUUACUACGAAUCUCUCUGUGGUGAUAGCUUGAGAUUCAUAAAAGGAUCUUUGGUGCCUACUUAUGCGGAGCUGAAAGACUACUUGGAUAUUACCUUCGUUCCCUACGGCAAGGCUUCGCAUGAACGUGAUCAAGCUACAGGUGGAUGGAACUUUUCAUGUCAACACGGACCACCGGAAUGUAAAGGAAACAAAGCCCAGGCCUGUGGAUUAUAUGCGAUUAAAUCCGAAGAAAAAACCGAAGACCAGCAAGAUCUCUCGGUUAGAUUUGUCGGUUGCGCAAUGUCUAGCGACGAUCCUUCUUCUAAUGCUCAACAGUGUGCAGUUUCAGUGGGACUGAAAAGCUCAACCCAAGAAUUAUUGAAUAAAUGCGAGAGCGACGUUACGGGCGAUAAUUUGCUUGCCAAUUACGGGGAGAUGACACACAGUCUCAGACCGCAAUUAUCCUUCGUACCAACUAUUGUCAUAAAUGACAAGUUUACAGGAGAAAAUCAAUUGAUGGCACUAACCCAGUUCAAAAAAUUAAUCUGUAAUAAUUUGCCGUCAGAUGUGAAGCCUCCAACAUGCGGGCAGUAA
Messenger RNA from Cotesia congregata, 756 nucleotides. NCBI's taxonomy places the organism in Eukaryota, Metazoa, Arthropoda, Insecta, Hymenoptera, Braconidae. The record is from the annotation of a GenBank genome assembly.